GCGUCACUUGAGUGGGUUCCUGUUUGGGUUGGCGCCCUCCCCCCCUUGGGUUGUGCCGUGGCGGAGAUCUUUGUGGGCUAUACUCAGCCUUGUCUCAGGAUGGUAAGUUGGUGGUUGAAGAUAUCCCUCUAGUGGUGUGGGGGCUGUGCUUUGGCAAUGUGGGUGGGGUUAUAUCCUUCCUUUUUGGCCCUGUCCGGGGUGUCCUCGGAUGGGGCCACAGUGUCUCCUGACCCCUCCUGUCUCAGCCUCCAGUAUUUAUGCUGCAGUAGUUUAUGUGUCGGGGGGGCUAGGGUCAGUUUGUUAUAUCUGGAGUACUUCUCCUGUCCUAUUCGGUGUCCUGUGUGAAUUUAAGUGUGCUCUCUCUAAUUCUCUCUUUCUCUCUCUCUCGGAGGACCUGAGCCCUAGGACCAUGCCCCAGGACUACCUGACAUGAUGACUCCUUGCUGUCUCCAGUCCACCUGGCCGUGCUGCUGCUCCAGAUUCAACUGUUCUGCCUUAUUAUUAUUCGACCAUGCUGGUCAUUUAUGAACAUCUUGGCCAUGUUCUGUUAUAAUCUCCACCCGGCACAGCCAGAAGAGGACUGGCCACUCCACAUAGACUGGUUCCUCUCUAGGUUUCUUCCUAGGUUUUGGCCUUUCUAGGGAGUUUUUCCUAGCCACCAUGCUUCUACACCUGCAUUGCUUGCUGUUUGGGGUUUUAGGCUGGGUUUCUGUACAGCACUUUGAGAUAUCAGCUGAUGUACGAAGGGCUAUAUAAAUAUAUUUGAUUCAUAGCGGCCGACACAUUAAUACUGAUUUUUAAUUUAGCCAGAGGGUAUUUGUAUAAUUUAUGGAUCCCUGCCAAAGCAGCACCUACUCUUCCUGGGGUCCAGCAAAAUUAAGGCAGUUUAAUCAGGAAUCAGGGCUGCCUGUUCAGUUGAAAGCCUGCUCAUUCUCUUAACAAUAACCAUCCAUUGAGUUGUUGUUAUAAAUCAAUUCCUCAUUCUGAAUACUAACCAGAAUGUAAUGUCGGUGGGAUGUGGAAAAUGUAGUUGGCUAUUGGUUUAAACAGUUUACGUCUGGGUUUAAAGCGUUUAAAGCACUGGGAAGGACAUUAAAAAAGAUAACAAUGUGACAAACAACACAAUGUCCAUUUUAAAGAUCGCUUAAAUACAGAGCACCUUUUAAUUUAAUGACAGAUGAGGAAAACUGACAUUUCGGCAAAAGUUCUCUAAUCUAGAAACCAAUUCAACACAAAAUUGGUUAUCAUCCCUGGUUACAGGUAAACAUGAUUAUUCAGUGAUGUAUGACAUGAUAACCUAUGUGAUGGUGUGAUGCAACUGACUUGUUAAAAUGUCAUGCUUUUUUGUCAGUUUAUUGAAAAAUGCAAAUGUUGUACCGAAAAAACGGUGGAGAUGUUGAGGGACUCACCUGGACUAAUGCUGGACACAAACUGACGGUAAGGCUCGUGCCCGAGACUCGACGACGUCAGGCAGUCGUUUGCCUGCAACCUCUACAAACUCACUUGCAUCAAACUUGAAAAGCAAUGCAUUUCCCUGUUUGGCUGUAGCUAGAAGUGUCGUCUCAAAAUCGGCCAUUCAUUUUAAAGGUGAUCACCAGCAGACGGUAAGUUUAUUUUAGUAAGAAGAAUUCAACUUAUUUUAAUUUCCAAAAUCUGCCAGCUGAUGCUAACGUUAUCCAAAGCAUUUGAACUGGCUAGCAUGCAAGCACGCUUGGUUUUUGACACCUCUCACGAGGUAUUUAGUUGAUGAUACCAAUUCACGGUGAGUAUUCCUGGUACUGUUAUCGGUUGAAAAAUUCAGAGUGUAUCAUAGAUUAACAUUUCAUUUGUUCGUUUCUGUACACAAUUUCUGUUACUUUUUAGCCACUCCGGUUUGUUGUCACUAGUCAAACGCUGGCUCCCUCCGCUGUUCUCGGUUACCAUGGUUACUUAGCGAGGACGCGCAGGCUUUCUCAUUUACAACAAGCCACUGUAACUCUUCAUAUCAGUCUACAGUUUUUUAUGCCGUUUUGCUUGCUUUACUCAGAUGCAUUUUUGGUGCCUGUUUCUGCAAUGGCUUAACAUACUGUGUUUAUUAUUCACCCAUAUAUAUAAUAAUAUAUAUGAAUAGGUUUCCUCAUCAUUUCACCGCCUCUUCCUCUUCAGUAAUACACCCAGGCAAAACCCACUUCAGUGAUGAAAUCAUUCACAUAAAGUAAUUCUCCUGACCUCAUCCCUGGUCCUGCUGGCAACAACCAUCACAAAAUGUCUUCUUUGGAGAGGAAGCGUGAGAAACACAGCCCUUUCACCCUGAACCCUGACCCUCGGAGGAAGACCAGCGCAGAGAUCGUCACCGAGGCUAGGCACUCUCUGAGGACCCUGCGCACCCAGCGACCUUUUACCCCUCGAGACAACCACAGACAGCUGUUUGGAGAGACCUCUCGAACCCAAGACAGUCGACCUCCCUCCACAUUCAGCCUCUACGCUCGGAACUUUGAAGCGCCAGACUCCAGACCGGGUUCUGGAACUCGCCUGUCUCCUCUGGAACAUAAGCCCAGAUUGCCAGUGGCCCAGGAUGAGGACCCAGAUCCCGUCAGCCCCAGGGCCCUCCCCAAACCCCCCUCUGACCCCCUGGAGCUGAAGAGGGGGGCAGUGGGGGUGAGGGCACGCCUUUUUAGAGCUGGCUCUCUGACAACACUCCCACCUGUGGCACAGCCAACAGAAGUAAGGGAGAGUGUAAAUUCAGUCUCCAGCCCAGAGCAGAGAGAGCUGUCAGCUAAGGGAAGAGGCAGGAGAGCCCUUUAUGUUGAGCCUACUGAUCGAGAGAGGAGAGACAAGGAUAGUGGAGGACCCUCGAAACCUGCCCCACCCAGGACCAACAGUGUAAGUGGACUCAGGUUCCACGGUGGUGUUGACUCCUCUAUUAGACCAGGCGAAGGAACAGGAGCAGGAGCCGGGGCCAGAACAGAGUUAGGAACAGAGUUAGGCAACGGAGACAGACCAGCCAGCCAGGAGGCUGAGGACGAAUCAGUGGUGUGGAAUGUUAAGAUUUUCCCUCUGUUGCAAGAGCUGGAGUCCAUCGCUGCAGGUGGAUCCGAGGAUGCCGUGGAGCGGCUGUGUGACGCAUGUGACUGUCUCCAUGGCGCCCUGGCAGAGCAAGGCAUGCUGGGCCGGCGUUGCAGGAAGAGAGCGGGACUUCUUAGGGCGCUGUUCUGCCUCAUCGACCUCAAUUCCGCGCAACUCAACCUUCAGCUCGCCAAACUCACCCUAGAGCUGAACGUCAGUGGAAAAAACCUGCUGAACAUCUGUAAACUCAUCUUCAAAAUCAGCCGCAGUGAGAGCAAUGAUAUCCUCUUCCAGAACAACUCCAUCAUAGAUUCGUUGCUGUGUGUGCUGCGCUGUGAGGAUGUGUGUGUGUCUGGGGAGGCUGUGUUGUACUGUGUGGGCACUCUGAAGUUCCUCUCAGGGAACUCUGCCCUCCUCAGGCUCCUAUUGGCCAAGGACUGUGUGGGUGUGGCCACCCUGCUCAUACAGAAGCUCCACCCACUGUCCCAACCUGACCACACUCAGUUCACCAUCGGAGGACACAUCCAUGUACAGUUGACAGCAACCCUGAGGAAUCUGGCUGACCUCGCCGAGUCCCGCCCCCUUUUCGUCUCCCACGGCACCCUGGCAGAACUGUGCCUGGUGCUGCGCCAUCACCACGGAGACCAGGACAUCUGCACCAACAUUGCCAGGGUGUUCAGUAAACUGUCCUCCUACUCUGAGUGCUGCCUGGUUCUGGCCCAGACCCCGGGCUGCUACACACUAUUUAUAGAACUGUUGAGCAAACACCAGUGGAAACAGGACCUGGUGGUGCGUCUGCUCUUCACUCUGGGUAACCUAACGUCUCGGAGCAGUGAGGCCAGAAAGCACCUCUUCACGGCUGAGGGAUGUAUGUCCGUGCUUCUGGGGCUCUACCACACCUACCACGGGAGGUGGGACCCACCGCCCGCACACACACCCCGCACACCUCCAGCCAGGGACACCUGUAACCCCUGCACCCCUUUCUUGGGAUGGUGGGAGAGCAAGGACGUGCUGGUGAAGUUGGUCAGGGUAUUGGCUAAUAUGUCCAUCCACCCUGCAGUGGGACCGACCCUGGCAGCUAACACAGACCUAAUACACUACCUGCUGAACACACUGGAGCUCAGGUCCAUGCAGGAAAGUGAGGAGCUUCUGGUGAACGUGGCUGCCACCAUCAACAACCUGUCCUUUUACCAGGAAGACAGCUCAGUGGUCAGAGACAGAGGACUCACUGUCGCCAAGUUGUUGUUGAAGCUGCUCCUCAGCUCCAGUAUUGAUGGGAUGCUGGAGGCCACGCGUGUGUUUGGCAACCUGUCCCAGUCCAGGGAGGUUUGUGACUUCAUCAUACAAAACAACGUGCACCAGUUUAUGGUGACUCUGUUGGACUCUAAGAGCCCAGAGGUGUGUUUCUCAGCCUGUGGGGUCCUCACUAACCUGGCCCUGAACCCCCCCAGCAGAACCACCCUCACACAGGAGGGAGCACACACCAAGUUGGCAGACUGUCUGAGGGACUUUGGGCCAGUGGACUGGCAGCUGGCUGGCCUGGUGUGUCAGACCCUGUGGAACCUCACUGAGGAGGGGGGGACGGAGACAGGCGCCCCAUCCACAAUGAACAACCAGGAAAGAGAGGCACUGCUAGAGGUCCUAACACUAUACCUAAACGAGGAGGACGCGCUGCAGUGGACCUCUGGUGAUGACAUGAGGGACUUCCACCGAUUAUGCUGGGAGUUGGAGUUCCUGCCUGUGGCUAAGAGGCUGAGGGACAGGAUCCAGACUCAGACUGACUAACAUGACUAUCUUCUUACUCUGGUUGUCACGAAUGGCGCCCUGUUACCUAUAUAGUGCACUGAUUUUGACCAGGGUCCAUAGACUCUGGUCUAAAGUCGUGCACUAUAUAGCGAAUAAGGUGCCAUUUGAGAUGCACGAUGUCUCACUCCCUAGUGUGACCUCUUUGCAAUGUCCUCUCCUUUCUCCUUGUUGUGCCUUGCUACCACCAAUCUUCAGCUACUACCCCUCUCACUAAUUCAAUGAAUAAGUAUUUAGCUAUAGGUCUAGAUUUUUUCCUGGUUUAGUCACAUGAUCAUGGAAAAACUCCAGGCCCAUACCUAUGACCUACUGAAUGUCUACCUGACAUGUAUGACAAACUGUUUUCACUUUAAAUAACAGAAAUUAUAAUUUUUAGGUUGUAUCUUACGUAUACUGUAAAUUGUUGUGAUUUUGUCAUAAGCUACUCUUGUUAACAUAAGAGUAGAAUUGUAAUUUGUCUCUGUGGUGAUAAAAAAGUAAAUGUUUCUCCUUAUGGCUGGUUAAGACAUUGUUAGGCCUAGAUUUAAUCAGAUCAAGCGUUAGCCGGCGAUAUCCUACACCCACGAAGCUGAUGUUUUUGCGGUGUCGGAAGUGCAACUGCGUUGGAGUUGUCUAAUCUGUGAGCAGCUGCUCCUGAUCAAUGUUGCGAUAGAACUAAUGACGCAUAAAUUGAUUAAAUGAGGAUUUCUCACAUUCCAGUUUAACUUUAUAUUUAUAAAGGCUGCAUGGGUUCUCUCUUAAAUCGACUCCGUGUAGCUAAUGGCAAAGUCCACUUCAGGUAUAAUUCCAGGAGACGCUUGUGGAUUUGACAGCUCAAACGCAGUUUCACCCCCGACACCGCCAAAACAACCGCUAUGCUCUCGUGUCUCCCAUUUUUUUUUAUGUUGCGUUAACCGCGCUUUGAAAUGAACAGCUCUAAAUUGAAUAAAAUAGAGGAUGUCGGCUAAAGUGGAUCUGAUCUAAUAGAGCCCUAAAUCUGUGAACCGCUGUACACAAACAAAACAGAAAGUAUUGUAAACAUGCUCCUCAAAGUUUUUAUUGUUACAAAUAUGGACCAGGCAGUGCUGCUGCAAAGUGACAGCGUUUUCAAAUCACAUUAAGGAAAAAAAAACGGCAUUUCUGUAAAAAAAAUAAAAACUCAGUUCCCCACUU
Messenger RNA from Oncorhynchus masou masou (cherry salmon), 6000 nucleotides. It is a transcript of the gene armc2, whose product is annotated as armadillo repeat containing 2. The record is from RefSeq and is a predicted model, not a curated record. Gene Ontology annotation, molecular function: protein binding. Gene Ontology annotation, biological process: cilium organization; sperm axoneme assembly. The coding region runs from base 2245 to 4830 and encodes 861 amino acids. Lineage: Eukaryota; Metazoa; Chordata; Actinopteri; Salmoniformes; Salmonidae. The transcript has 17 exons.